CUCACACAGCCAGUGACAUAACACAACAUCAGCCCUCGCAGCAUCCGCAUCUCACAGCCAGGAGGACCAGGAGCACAUCUUCAUCUAAGCAUCCAUUCCACAACUGCCUACCAUCGUCUGAGCACCGCCGACACCAGGCGUGUUUAUCCAACGCUUGUUUUGUUUUUGUUAUUUUUUGCCUCGGCUCGGAUUAUUUUCUUUGUUGCAUUUAUAUUCUCGGAGAUGGUUUUAUGUUUUUAUCGCGUCUUGUAAGGAAAACCAGGCUCGAGACGCGGAGCAUCAUCGUUACAGAGCAAUAAUAUUCUCAUUGAGCAGGAGAUCAGCAGCGGCCAUCAGGAGACGCAGACAGAGAGCUGAAAUACGAGAGCGACUGUUUCAGUCGGGGUGAUCUUUAUCCUGUCAGAGAGCUGUUCACAGGAUCAUUUUCUCCCAGGCCUUAGAUGCCCAGCGGCAGCCUGUAGCCCGGGACUCCCAGCUCCCAGAAGCAUAGAGGCUUUGAGACCCUCAGGAUCUCCCCUGGCAGACCCUCUUCUGACCCAGUGCGGCUAAAGCCCCUGGACGCCUCCCGACAGUCACCAUGGGAACCGUGCUGUCUUUGUCGCCUAGCUACCGAAAGGCUGCUCUCUUUGAGGACGGCCCGGCCACUGUGGGCCACUACACAGCUGUCCAGAACAGCAAGAACGCCAAAGACAAGAACCUGAAGCGCCACUCGCUCAUCAAUGUGCUCCCGUGGAAGCGGAUUGUAGCAGUGUCCGCCAAGAAGAAAGGCUCCAAGAAGGUGCAGCCCAACGGCACCUACCAGAACAAUGUCACCCAGCUGAACAAUGAAAACCUGAAGAAGUCGCAGUCAUGCGCCAACUUGUCCACCUUCACCCAGGAUCAGAGCACUCCCGCUCUCACCAAGGCCUCCAACAACACAGUAUCGUCCAUCAAGAAAGCCCCUCUGACCAACUCCAAUGUGGCCCCCGGGACCCCUAAGAGAGUGAUUGUCCAGGCCUCCACCAGUGAGCUGCUGCGCUGCCUCGGGGAGUUUCUGUGCCGGCGUUGUUACCGGCUGAAACACCUGUCACCCACUGACCCAGUGCUGUGGCUGCGCAGCGUGGACCGCUCCCUGCUGCUCCAAGGCUGGCAGGACCAGGGAUUCAUCACCCCCGCAAACGUGGUCUUUGUCUACAUGCUUUGCCGUGACGUGGUCUCCUCCGAGGUGGCCACGGAGCACGAGCUGCAGGCCGUGCUGCUCACCUGCCUCUACCUGUCUUACUCCUACAUGGGCAACGAGAUCUCCUACCCUCUCAAGCCCUUCUUAGUGGAGAGCUCCAAGGAGACCUUCUGGGACCGCUGCCUGUCCAUCAUCAACCUGAUGAGCGCGAAGAUGCUCCAGAUCAACUCCGACCCACACUACUUCACUCAGGUGUUUGCAGACCUGAAGAACGAGAGCCAGAAGGAGGAGGAGAGGAGCCGCCUGCUCAUCGGCCUGGACCGGAGGGCGAGGGCCAUCGCCUGACUGGCUUUCUUCAUGCAUCACGGAUGAACAGGCACGUCUGGCUGCAAACUCUGGAUCUCUGGAAGGCCAACACCACGUCCCGUCCAUUAAUACGGAUACCACUGGAAUCUUUUUUGCUGCAAUGCAUAUCUGAAAAAAACAAAAACAGCAGGGGCCAUCAAUGCUGGAUCCAUAUUUUUGUGGGUUUCUGUUUGUGACUCUACAACAGGACUUAUGCUGUAUGCUGUAUUUCGAUGGACGAUAAGCAAACACUGCAUUGUGGGACUUUCGAUAAGGAGGACAACAGCCAGAGGACAUAUGAUGAGAAAGACCUACUUUAUUUUCAUCUAGGAAAAAAAAAUAAAACAAGUUAAUGGAUGUUUUACUCCCCAGAGGCUUACACCUAUGGAGGCUUAUUUAUUGCUUUUCUGGAACAGGUUUUCUUUGAUUUCUUUCUUUUUUUUGAACUUAGAAACGUAAUGUUUUGCACGUGUGCCAUGCAAUUUUACAGUUUCCGGGAGGGACGGAACAAUUGUUACUGUUCUUUUUACUUGAUUUGUAAACCGACUGCAUCUGCAUUAGAGAAUGCUGUGAACAAAGUGACAGUAGUUUAUUUAGCUAUGCUUGCUAAAAUAGGCUAUUUGUUUACCAGGGAAAUUCUUUUUGUACUUUUGUCGAUUUUGGAAUGAUGUUUGAUUUCGUGCUUAUGAUUCAGCAUAGAAAAUGUUUAAAAAAAACAAAAAAAAAACAGUGCCAUAUCUUCGAUGAAAAUCCCACAGGUCUGAGAACACUCUGAAAUACUGUACUGUUUGUCCAGCUGUUGAAUGAUGGGAUGGAAUUUCAUCUACUACUAACUAACUUACUGACACCUAAUUUAUUGCCAUUCAUGUAUUUAUUUAGGCUCAUCUAAUGUAAAUGAAAGACCGUGAUGAGAGACUUUGAAAAGGGAAUGAUGUGG
Molecule: messenger RNA, 2441 nt
Organism: Perca fluviatilis (European perch)
Lineage: Eukaryota; Metazoa; Chordata; Actinopteri; Perciformes; Percidae
Gene: cdk5r1b
Product: cyclin-dependent kinase 5, regulatory subunit 1b (p35)
Exons: 3
Coding region: 578-1504 (308 amino acids)
Biological process (GO): positive regulation of cyclin-dependent protein serine/threonine kinase activity; activation of protein kinase activity; brain development
Cellular component (GO): protein kinase 5 complex; cytoplasm
Molecular function (GO): cyclin-dependent protein serine/threonine kinase activator activity; protein kinase binding
Source: RefSeq, a predicted model, not a curated record